Messenger RNA from Penaeus chinensis, 1182 nucleotides. Its product is annotated as pupal cuticle protein 36-like. The record is from RefSeq and is a predicted model, not a curated record. The transcript has 7 exons. NCBI's taxonomy places the organism in Eukaryota, Metazoa, Arthropoda, Malacostraca, Decapoda, Penaeidae. Bases 16 to 1167 code for a protein of 383 amino acids.
GGAGUGUUCUAAAGCAUGAUGAGGGCCGGUGGACUGGCCUGUGCUUUGCUUCUCCUCGCCUCUGGGGCAUCCAACGCCCUGCCCCAGUACGGCGGCGCGGGCCUUCAGCAGCAGCAGCAGGAGGGCCAGGUGGGUCAGCAGCAGCAGCAGCAGGAGGAGGGGGGGUUCUGGUGGCAGGAUAAGGGCGUCUUUGAGAGUCAGAGCGCCGUCGUAGGAGGGACGUCAGGCACCGCGGGAGGAUUCACGCCGACGCAGUCUAGCGAGUGUGCUCUGGGAAAUGGGUGCGUGCCGUGGCAAUACUGCCUCAACGGGGUGUACAAGUUCAACCCGAGUGUCAACCUCGAAGUCCGCUCGCCAGCCAAGGUUCCCGAACACGUAUCUCAAAAAUUAUGCGGACAAAUCGGCAACGUCUGCUGCCCCAUUCCCGAAGACAUCCUCCUGCAGCAGCAGCUGGCACAGGCAGGCGUAGGAGGUGAUGUCGUCGCUGGAGUCCCCGGCGCUGGGGUCCACUCGGAGCAGACUAGUGUUGGCGGUGGCGGCGCUGGGGUUCAUGCGGAACAGACUAGUGCUGGCGGAGGCGGCGCUGGCGGCUACGGGGGCUCCGGAGGCAUCAUCAGUGGUACUGUGAGCGGCGGGGGUGUCGUCGGUGGCGGACUUGAGCAGACCAGCAGCGGUCAUGGGCAGACCAGCGGUGCCCUCUCGAGCCAGUGCCGGGUUGGAUUCGACUGCGUGCCCGCAUACCAGUGCGACGGUGGCGUCAUCAACACCUCCGGAGUUGGCCUCAUCAACAUUCGCACCAAAGUGCAAAAGUGCACCAACCCCGAGUACCCGACCGUGGAAGCCGUCUGCUGCAAGAUCCCCGGCGCCAGCGAGCCCACCGUUCUCGCGUGCCCCGCCCCCGAGGAAUGCGUGCCCUACGGACAGUGCAAGGAAGACGGCACCAUCAACACGGACGGAACGGGACUCAUUGACUUAAGGAUCAAUACGCCGUGCAAUCUGGACAGCGUGAACUACGAGAAGGGCGUGUGCUGCCUCCCGCCGCGUCCGGAGCCGCUGGCCACGUGCCCCAAUGGCCUCGUGUGCGAGCUCGAGGGCCAGUGCGCGACGCCCGGAGCCCUCGCCGCCGAUGGGACGUACACGGUGAGAACGCCGGCCUCUCCUUUUUAACUUACUUGACCCUCU